CUCAGCCCGCAAACCCAAAACCGCAGGACACAUUGUUUCAAUAUUCAUCUGGUUUUCCUCCUCCAAAAACCCACUGGAUCUCACAGCCCACAAGCUUCUCCCUUAGAUAUAAGCCCCCUACUCUCUACCUCAUGGACUCUCAGAGGUCUGGUUCUUGUUUGCGCCAUACAUUUUCUAUAUAGCUGCGAAUUUCUAUAUAUUCACAAGGCCAUGGGUGUUCUUUGGGCUGUGUUCCGUUGUCGAUUUCAGUUUCUUCUUCUGUUCCUUCUUUUGUCUUGUAGCUCAGCAACAGAGGUCGUCACCAUUGAUGUUCACGCAGCUAAGGAUCUCAUCAAUUCAGGCUACCGUUAUCUUGAUGUCAGGACGGUUGAAGAGUUCAAGAAAGGCCAUGCCGAUGUGGAGAACAUUCUGAACAUCCCUUACCUCUUCACCACCCCUGAGGGAAGGGUGAAAAAUCCUGAAUUCUUGGAGCAGGUUCAGUUUGCUUGUAGCAAGGAAGACCAUCUCAUCGUGGGCUGUCAAAGUGGGGUGAGAUCCCUUGCGGCCACCUCUGUUCUUGUCAGUGCUGAAACAAACAUAGGCCAACUAUGUCAUUGGGUUUUAAGGGCUCAAAAUUUCUCAUUAAUUUAAAAAGCUUAUCCACCGUAUGAGGAGGAAGCUGGCGGAGACGAGAAGAAAUGUGAUACUUGAUUGGUGGAGAACAUACAACCAAGAAUUAAUGCAUAGGCAAAGGUCUAGCUUUACAGUGAAGCAUCCAAUCACUUCUCUUCUUCUUUUGGUUUGGUGACUGUAAGUCCAGUUUCCACCCAUGCCUCAUAGCCUCCUCCCAUGUCCUUCACAUCCUUGAAACCCUGCCACCCCAAAUUUUCUAUGCAUCUCUUUUCUAGAAAGAAAAUUAUUCAAAAACAAAAAAGAAAAGAAAAGAAAGUAGAAGAUGAAGUUACAGCAUUGACAAGAACAGAGGCGGCUGCAAGGGAUCUCACCCCACCUAGACAUCCAUUCAUUGAGAAUAAAUAAACAAUUUCAGAAAAUUCAUCAAGAUUAUAUUUGUUAUGAUUCAAUCCGGAAAUCAAAUGAAAAAUUACCACGA
This is a messenger RNA of Vitis vinifera (wine grape), 1090 nucleotides long. RefSeq names its product thiosulfate sulfurtransferase 18. The record is from RefSeq and is a predicted model, not a curated record. Gene Ontology annotation, molecular function: catalytic activity. Lineage: Eukaryota; Viridiplantae; Streptophyta; Magnoliopsida; Vitales; Vitaceae. Bases 211 to 630 code for a protein of 139 amino acids. The transcript is spliced from 5 exons.